AUGCUCCCGCUUUCACAUCUCGUAAGUCUCUUGCUUUUUUGUUUCAUUUCUCUUGUUCUAAUCGCUACCGUAGAUCCCGAUUUUUGUCGUACAUGCGGUGCUUGUCCUACUUGUGGUGCACCCCCCCGGGAUGCAGUCCUAGUCACACCCGAGUGGCUCCCGGCGGCUGUCGCCGCUACCCAGGCUGCUGAACCCCGCCAUAUUCUACCUCGCCUUCCUCCCCAAAUGCUGAUUACACUCUUCCUCUUCGAGGCUCAGCUCACCGGCAACUGGAAGCAACUGCUUCUUCCGUAUUUAGCCAUUCUGCUUCUUUUUUGCCUGUAG
This is a messenger RNA of Mycena citricolor, 324 nucleotides long. The record is from the annotation of a GenBank genome assembly. NCBI's taxonomy places the organism in Eukaryota, Fungi, Basidiomycota, Agaricomycetes, Agaricales, Mycenaceae.